Molecule: messenger RNA, 798 nt
Organism: Helobdella robusta
Lineage: Eukaryota; Metazoa; Annelida; Clitellata; Rhynchobdellida; Glossiphoniidae
Exons: 6
Coding region: 1-798 (265 amino acids)
Biological process (GO): small GTPase-mediated signal transduction
Molecular function (GO): small GTPase binding; GTPase activator activity
Source: RefSeq, a predicted model, not a curated record
AUGAAUGCAGAAGAACAAAAGGCAGUGUUUGGAGUGCCUCUACAAAUUGCUGUUGAAAGAAAUCCAAGUCAUGAUGGUGUACAGCUGCCUGCUGUUGUCAGGGAAUGCAUUGAUUAUAUCUCGGAAUAUGGAUUGGCGUGUGAAGGCAUAUAUCGAGUCUCAGGUGUGAAGUCAAAGGUGAACCAUUUGAGAGAUCUUUACAACAUCGGAUCAACUGUGUACCUCGUUGAUCAUGAACCGAAUGUUGUUGCUAGCCUCUUAAAACUAUUUCUCCGUGAAAUUCCAGAGCCUAUUUUGACCUCAAAAUUGAUGCCAAAAUUUGAACAGGCUUCAGUUACGAAGAAUGCAAAUCAGCAACUUGAACUGAUGCAGAAUCUGAUUAGAGAACUUCCAGUAGCAAACAGGACCUUGUUAUCAUGGGUCAUCGUCCAUAUGUCCCAAGUUAUUGAAAAGGAAAAGUUUAAUAAGAUGAGUUUGCAAAACAUUUCAAUAGUCCUAAGUCCCACAAUGAAAAUCAGUCACAGAGUUCUCAAUGUUCUUUUUACUUAUUCAUCUGUUCUCUUCAAGGACACUGUCAUCAAAAAAUACGUUCCUCCUCUGAAACCUGCCACUUCAAGAUGGACUCUAGAACUACCUGAAUGUUCAUCGGCAAUCGAAGAAGAACUGAAGAAGCAGGAAUCACUACUGAAUCACCUGCAUGAAGACCUUAUGAAGGUGAAGAACAUUAAAAAAGAGGAAGAGUUAUGGGAAGUGCAAAGAGUGGUCACCCAACUCAAAAGAAAAGUAAAAUAUAUUUAA